Lichtheimia ornata is the source of this 1110-nucleotide messenger RNA. RefSeq lists its product as uncharacterized. The transcript has 2 exons. Gene Ontology annotation, molecular function: molecular adaptor activity; GTP binding; GTPase activity. The record is from RefSeq and is a predicted model, not a curated record. Gene Ontology annotation, cellular component: cytosol; septin complex; cell division site. The coding region runs from base 1 to 1110 and encodes 369 amino acids. Gene Ontology annotation, biological process: cytoskeleton-dependent cytokinesis. Lineage: Eukaryota; Fungi; Mucoromycota; Mucoromycetes; Mucorales; Lichtheimiaceae.
AUGGCGCCACGAUCAAGGCGAAACGCAGUAUCCCACUUUAAUGUCAUGGUGGUCGGCUCGGCUGGUGUCGGCAAGACCUCUUUUGUCAAGACGCUUUUAGCUGCCCUGAAGACGGAGAUGCCAAAGGAAAAGCGCGACUCGGCUGUUGGCCCAUCAGAAAGUGACAUUCGCAAAGACCCGACCCAUGGCCCAUUAAGCAAAACACUUGCACCGUAUACAGUGUCGUCCAGCAUUGAAGUCGAUGGCGACAAGGUCAUGUUGACAGUGAUUGACACACCUGGUUUCUAUGACGACUUUCGAGUUGACAAGCAGCUGCAUGAUAUCCUCGGCUAUAUUGAACACCAGUUUGAUUUGACAUUGGCAGAGGAAAACAAGGUGAAGCGUAAUCCUAAGGCAUCCGAUACCCAAGUUCAUGCUUGUUUGUACUUGCUUGAUCCUCGUAAACCAGCUCUUGGUGAAUACGACAUCCGCAUUCUCACUCAAUUGUCAAAACGUGUCAAUGUUAUCCCCGUUGUCAGCAAAGCUGAUAAUCUUACGGCUGCACAGCGUCGUAGACUGAAGCCAAGCAUUAUUCAUGAUAUCUACACCAAGCACAAGAUACCCUUGUAUGGCAUGCCAGAAGAUGAGGAUGAGGAUGAGGAUGAGGGUGACAACAGUGAUGAUACCAAGGACAAGAACGAGGAUGACAACAACAACAAUGCAACAACGUCAGCAGCGACAGGCUCGUUGGAGGAAUUUCUUGAUCAAUUUGAUUAUGAAAAGGAGGAUGAGGAGACCCAAACAUUCAUUGAUUAUUUACGGAUGGUACCCUUUACAACGAUUGCAUAUGAGGAUGAUCCUGACACGGGUGAACCAUUGGCUAUGAAGAAUGGCAUCAAAAUCGGACGCGACUAUGGCUGGGUCCAGAUCGAUUGUCUCUCAGACAAGUAUAGUGAUUUUGCUGCACUAAAGACCAUGCUCCUCUCAUCGCACCGCCGCAUCCUACAAUCCGAAACCAUCGAACGUUACUAUGAGCAAUAUCGCACUGAGCGAUUACUUGUGAGGCGCGCUACCAAGCUCAAGAGCAUGGAUGUAGGCAAAAAACUCCUCGCAGAUCUCAACCAGCUUUAA